This is a messenger RNA of Monomorium pharaonis (pharaoh ant), 2056 nucleotides long. RefSeq names its product putative methyltransferase C9orf114 homolog. The coding region runs from base 693 to 1823 and encodes 376 amino acids. The transcript has a single exon. The record is from RefSeq and is a predicted model, not a curated record. NCBI's taxonomy places the organism in Eukaryota, Metazoa, Arthropoda, Insecta, Hymenoptera, Formicidae.
CUUGACCUUGAUCCCAAAGCAGCAAUUUUUUAGCAAUCAUUGACUUUUAAAGGAUUAGAACCCCAAUCAGCUGCAGUCAAGAGGAUGGCUGCAGAAUCAAGGGACAGUUGCUUAUUGGCUUCUGACAUUGUAUUAAAUCAUUUUUAUUCGCUAUCGAGAGUUUUACUAACUGUUCGCCGUGCCAACAUAUGCUGAUAGGACUCCAGAUGACUGUAGGCAACUGCAUGGGGCCUGGCAUGAUGGUAAAACGUUCUGAUAUGAUUAUGUACCUCCACGACCAUGUUCUCCACGACAUCUUCAUCCUGUCAUUCAAAAGUUUGUCAAUUUUAUCAAGUCUUUUCACGUUUUUUUUUGCUACAAGAUAAAUAAAACCACAUUUUUAACAAAUUUAGUAAACUAAGUUUUAUUAAGUUUUAAAUUUCAAUUCAUUUUUUAAUGGAUAAUAAAUUUAUUAAGUAAACUCAAUAUUAAAUUAGUUUUUUUAUUCAUUUGCCUUGCUUGAAAUUUCCAUUGUUUAUACUUGAAACUCGUGAACCUCCCUUCACGCGAAGAUCGAAGUUACCGACACGGAGUGCACGUGCACACACUGCACACUUGUUGGUUAUACAUAAUUUUGAGGUUAGGUUAUCUUGAUAGCUUGAAUUACAAUUUGCAAUCGGAUCAUCGAUUGUGCAAAAUUUGAAGAAAGAGUAAUGUCGGCCGCGACACCCGAAUUAAAGAAUUGGAAAGAGCAUAACCGUAAACGGAAGGAGCUUCGGAAACAAUGGAGGGAAGAGAAAUUGGCGAAGAAAGCCAGAAAGGAGGAGCUGGAGAAAGAGUCGAAGAACGAGGCGCAAAAGCACGUAGUGGAAGAUGAUGUGAGGAACGAGCGAAAGAACAUUUGCACCGUAAGCAUAGCGGUACCUGGCUCGAUCCUCGAAAACGCGCAGUCCCCGGAGCUGCGUACCUACUUGGCGGGACAAAUCGCGCGCGCCGCGUGCAUCUACAAGGUGGACGAAAUCGUGGUGUUCGACGACAAGGGCGAGGUCACGGAGGACGAAAAGCGCAAGGUCAGACGGGACGACGUCCUGGGCGAGGGUAGGGCCGGAUGUCUACAGCUGGCCAGGAUACUGCAGUAUCUCGAGUGUCCGCAGUACCUGAGGAAGUAUUUCUUUCCGCUUCACAAAGACCUGCAGUACGCGGGCGUGCUGAACCCGCUGGACGCACCGCAUCAUCUAAGGCAGGAGGACGAGUGUCUAUACCGGGAGGGUAUAGUCACCAAUAAGCCCAUAAAGGUCGGCAGAGGCUCGCAAGUAAAUGUGGGACUGUUGAACGAGGUCCAUGUAGACAAAGUACUAAUGCCUGGGCUGAGGGUGACGGUAAAAAUACCAGCGGGACAGCCAAAUCGGAAGAAACUGAAGGCUAUCAUUGUAUCACCUAACGUGCCACGUGCAGAAACUGGUAUUUAUUGGGGUUACACUGUCAGAUUGGCAAAAAACUUGACAGAAGUGCUGACGAGCUGUCAAUACAAGGGAGGAUACGACUUGACGAUCGGUACGUCCGAUAAGGGAACGUCGAUCAACGAAAUAGAAACGAAGAGCUUGGAAUAUCACCAUUGUCUCAUAGUGUUUGGAGGUCUCGCAGGAUUGGAGGCUGCCCUGGAUGUAGAUCCAUAUUUAAACGUUGAUGAUCCAUCUCUCGUCUUUCACAAAUAUGUGAACACAUGCCCACAGCAGGGAUCACGGACAAUCAGGACGGAAGAAGCAAUUCUCCUGAGUUUAGCUGAAUUGAGAACUAAAUUAAUAGCUAAAGAAAUUAUCAUCAAAAACAGUUUAGAAAAAUAGCAGCAUGAAUGAUAGAAAUAACUAAAAUACAUUUUAGUUUUUUUUUUUUUUAAGUCAUCUUAAAUUUUAAUUGUCAAUGUAUUAAAAAUACAGAUCUUUGUACAUAUAUAUUUUCGUAUAUAUAAAAUUAUAUAAUUUAUCGCAGGAAUGCUUUGUACAUUUACAGUAUCCUCAAUUGUUGUUGCUAUGUUGAACGAUUGUGACCCAAAUAACAAUUUACAGUGUCUCUAAGA